Molecule: messenger RNA, 1674 nt
Organism: Fukomys damarensis (Damara mole-rat)
Lineage: Eukaryota; Metazoa; Chordata; Mammalia; Rodentia; Bathyergidae
Gene: Eef1akmt2
Product: EEF1A lysine methyltransferase 2
Exons: 6
Coding region: 239-961 (240 amino acids)
Biological process (GO): peptidyl-lysine monomethylation; peptidyl-lysine dimethylation
Cellular component (GO): cytoplasm
Molecular function (GO): protein-lysine N-methyltransferase activity
Source: RefSeq, a predicted model, not a curated record
GGGGUGUCUCUAACGCUGGGCCGAGAGCGUAGAGCAGGACGUGAGACUCCAGCUCAACCCUAUGCUAGGGACUAGUGAGAAACUGAGAAGUCAAGUCUUUCAACCGUAAUCAGCGCCGGCCGCCCGGAAAAGUAGAGAAGCGGCCUCCUACCGCCUAGAGAGUACAAACAGGCCUGUCCGCUCUGUCUGCGCCGCGUCUCUAUGGCGGCCCCAAUGGGCGGCUAGGUGGCUGAGCAAAAUGAAUGUAGGCGCUGAAGGGGACUGUAGCGCCACUACGCUUGCGGCGCGAUCGGCGAGUUUCCGAGACGGCAGUCCUACAGAGGAUGGCUUUGUCCCGUCGGCGCUGGGAACACGAAAACAUUGGAAUGCUGUCUAUGAAAGAGAACUACAAAUUUUCCAAGAAUAUGGAGAUACAGGAGAAAUUUGGUUUGGGGAAGAGAGUAUGACUCGACUAAUAAGGUGGAUGCAGAAACACAAGAUCCCAUUGGAUGCUUCAGUGCUUGAUAUUGGAACUGGAAAUGGUGUUUUCCUGGUUGAACUUGCAAAAUUUGGCUUCUCUAAUAUUACUGGAAUUGAUUAUUCUCCCUCUGCAAUUCAUCUUUCUGAAUGUAUUAUAAAGAAAGAAGGGUUAUCUAACAUUAAAUUGAAGGUAGAAGACUUUUUGAAUCUUUCUACAAAGCUGUCUGGAUUUCAUAUUUGUAUUGACAAAGGGACUUUUGAUGCCAUAAGUCUUAAUCCUGACAAUGCAAUUGAGAAGAGGAAGCAAUAUGUGAAAUCUCUCUCUGUGGUGUUGAAAGUAAAAGGCUUUUUUCUAAUAACUUCAUGUAAUUGGACCAAGGAAGAGUUGCUAAAUGAAUUCAGUGAAGGAUUUGAACUUUUUGAAGAGUUGCCAACACCCACAUUCAGCUUUGGAGGCAGAUCUGGAAACAGUGUAACAGCAUUGGUUUUCCAGAAAAAGUGAGACUUUUCCUUGGACAAAUUCAGGUAGCUUUUUAAAAGGAGCUACACAGUGAAGUAUACCUAAUACAGAAAAUACAAGUGCAAACAAAUGUUUAGUAAGUAUACAGGAUACACAUGGUGACUAAUUAUAAUGAGAUGGUGAAAAAAAUCAUGAGUAUGUAAGUGGUUGCUUUUAAGAGAUUGAUGAAUUUUUUAAAUUUGCUUUUAUACUUGAAAUGUAAUUUUUUUCCUUUGUAUACCUUAAAACAAUUUCCUAUAAUUGCUGAACAGUUAAAAGCUUUCAAGUAGUAAAUGUGUGACCCAUUUGUUUGUUUGUUUGUUUUUGUACCAGGGAUUGAACUCGAGUCCUUGUCUUGCAAGGCAGGUGGCAGAACCACUGAGCUAAAUCCCCGGCCUCAAGUAGUAAAUGAAUUUACAAAAAGCAUGUAUUCUUGAUUUUAUGCCUUGGUAAAGUUGAAUUCAGUAUAGUUGUUUAAUGUAUAGUAUAUAGUUUCACCACACUAUUCCAGGGCCAGAAUAACAAAACAACUUUCUUAGUGCUUUAUUAAAAUAUGAAACAUAAUAAAAAAUAUUAUUUUGAGUUGAAUGGUGAUUACUUUUUAACAGCCGGAAAGAACUUCCUAACCUUCACAUAUAUAAUUAGGUAAGAUCAAAUAAAUGUAUCAGUUGAUCAGGAAAUAUUUAUUGCCAGGCUUGGUGGUACAUGUCUAUAAU